ACAUAUUUAUAUAUUAAACAUGUUUCUUUAAUGUUUAUGAUUUUAGAAACAGAAAUAGUAUCAUGAGAUGCAAUGGACUGGGAAAAACUUGAUCUCAGUCCAAAGAUUAUUAAUGCUUUAAAAAGAGCCAGUGUUAGAUCAGCGAAGGAUCUUUUAAGUCUUUCAGUUCUUGAUGUACAGAAACUGCUCCAUCUGUCCAAGUCCGAAGUCCUGCAACUACAUACUGCAGUGUCCGCUGUUUACCGCACAGUACCACCUGUUACAGCUUUGCAGCUGACACGUGGAGAAUUUCCUUCCUUGGAGCCUGGACACAGACUUUCAUUUGCAUGUCCUGUUUUGGAUGGCCUGUUGCGUGGGGGUCUCCCACUGCAAGGAAUAACAGAAUUAGCAGGCGAGAGCGCUGCUGGAAAGACCCAGUUUGGUCUGCAGCUUUCACUGUCUGUUCAGUAUCCACGUGAGCACGGGGGACUCGGAUCAGGAGCUGUGUAUAUCUGCACGGAAGAUCCUUUUCCUAUCAAAAGGUUAAGGCAGCUAAUCAGUCAGCAGUCACGACUACGCCUGGAUGUCUCACCGGCUCUGAUUCGCAGCAUUCGAUUCAGUGACAACAUCUACAUUGAGCACACUGCUGACCUGGAAGCCCUGCAGACGUGCGUAUCUCAGCGUGUCCGUACACUGUUGGAACGAGGUCUGGUACGACUUGUGGUGCUCGACUCUGUGGCUGCUCUGUUUCGGAGUGAGUUUCAGGCUAACGAAGCUAUAAAGAGAGCGCGUCACCUGAUGGCCUUAUCUGCUGCACUCCAUCGGCUCAGCCAUGAAUACAAUGCACCUGUUUUCUGUAUUAACCAGGUAACAGAUGUUGUGGAUGGGCCAAAUCCGGGCCGUUGUGAUUAUGGGUUGGUAGGAAGUAAAGUCCUUCCUGCUAUGGGAAUUAUUUGGGCUAACCAGGUACUGGUUCGGCUCAUGCUGAGGAGACAGGAGGGCACCGUGAGAUCUGGGGAGCAGACUAGUGCCGCCCGAAAAUUAGAGGUGGUUUAUGCUCCUCAUCUGGCUCGAGCAAGUUGUCUGUGUGGAGUCUGGGAAGAAGGAGUUAAAGGAAUUCCUCAUGAAGAUCUCGCACAGCUUCAUUCAACAUCAUUCACCAAAGUGUCACAUACAAAUACAUAAACAUGCUUUUUAAAAUCUUGAUGUCACCAACAAGCCUGCAGAUCUCGGACUUCUAGCCCAUUGAACACCUUUGGGAAUAAUUGGAUUAGUGCCUAAAUGUUCUCAUUCAACUUCUUCUCAUCAGUGCUUCACAUUAAAAGUGAUUCUUUAAAAAGUUAAGUUAAAAAGGUUAUAGUCAU
Molecule: messenger RNA, 1343 nt
Organism: Trichomycterus rosablanca
Lineage: Eukaryota; Metazoa; Chordata; Actinopteri; Siluriformes; Trichomycteridae
Gene: xrcc3
Product: X-ray repair complementing defective repair in Chinese hamster cells 3
Exons: 8
Coding region: 73-1164 (363 amino acids)
Biological process (GO): telomere maintenance via recombination; double-strand break repair via synthesis-dependent strand annealing; resolution of mitotic recombination intermediates
Cellular component (GO): replication fork; Rad51C-XRCC3 complex
Molecular function (GO): ATP binding; ATP-dependent DNA damage sensor activity; four-way junction DNA binding
Source: RefSeq, a predicted model, not a curated record